UCUGUUGCCGGGACCUGUGAGUGGCGCAGCCGCUGGCUGGAUUGACGUCUCUCUCGGCCUUUGAUCACUGUGACUGGAAGACCGCGGGUCUGAUCUGCAUCAUGAGUCCUGUUUCUGAAGCAAAUGGCACAUUUGCCUUCCACCUUUUAAAGAUACUCUGUCAAGACAAUGCUUCUGACAACGUGUUUUAUUCUCCUGUGAGCAUCUCUUCUGCCCUGGCCAUGGUCCUCCUGGGGGCAAAGGGAAAUACCGCAGACCAGAUGGCCCAGGCACUUUCUUUAAACACAGAGAAAGACAUCCAUCAUGAGUUUCAGUCAUUUCUCUCAGAAGUAAAUAAGCCUGGCAAGCACUAUGUACUUACAACAGCCAACAGGCUCUUUGGAGAGAAGACGUGUGAAUUUCUCCAAUCAUUUAAGACAUCCUGUCUUCAAUUCUACCUUGCUGAACUGGAGCAGCUGUCCUUUGCCAAAGCACCAGACAUGGCCAGGAAACAUAUAAACACAUGGGUCUCAAAACAGACAGAAGGUAAAAUUCAAGACAUGUUGCCAGAUAACUCAAUUGGUGAGCAGACCAAGCUUGUUCUUGUCAAUGCCAUCUAUUUCAAAGGAAAGUGGGAUGGAAAGUUUGAGGAAACGCUCACAAGAGAAAUGCCUUUUAAAAUAAACCAGAAGGAGCAAAGGCCAGUUCAGAUGAUGUAUCAGGAAGCUGAGUUUAACCUCACCUAUGUGAACGAAGUGCAGGCACAGGUGCUAGAGCUGCCCUAUGAGGGCAGGGAGCUGAGCAUGCUGGUCCUCCUCCCAGAUGAUGGUGUGGAUCUCAGCAAGGUGGAAAACGAUCUCACUUUUGAGAAGUUCAUAGCCUGGUCCAAGCCAGACCGCAUGAAGAGCAUUGAAGUUGAAGUUUCCUUACCACGUUUUAAACUGGAAGAGAAUUAUGACAUGGAGUCUGUGCUUCAGCGUUUGGGAAUGGUGGAUGCCUUUCAACAUGGCAAGGCUGACUUGUCAGUACUGUCAGCAGACAGAGACCUGUAUCUGUCCAGGUUUAUGCACAAGAGUGUUGUGGAGGUGAAUGAAGAAGGCACAGAGGCCGCAGCAGCCUCAGCUGUGAUAAUUGUUGAGUGCUGCUUCCAAGAGCCUGAACACAGAUUCUGUGCUGACCACCCCUUCCUUUUCUUCAUCAGACACAACACAACCAACAGCCUUUUGUUCUGUGGCAGGUUCACCUCUCCAUGAGGGGUAUACUUACUAUAUAUGGGAGCAGUUCCUUUUCUCCAGUGUUCCAUACUUUCUUCUACUUUACAAGUCU
Messenger RNA from Perognathus longimembris pacificus (Pacific pocket mouse), 1305 nucleotides. RefSeq names its product serpin family B member 9 (gene Serpinb9). The coding region runs from base 102 to 1232 and encodes 376 amino acids. The transcript has 7 exons. Gene Ontology annotation, biological process: negative regulation of endopeptidase activity. The record is from RefSeq and is a predicted model, not a curated record. Gene Ontology annotation, cellular component: cytoplasm. Lineage: Eukaryota; Metazoa; Chordata; Mammalia; Rodentia; Heteromyidae. Gene Ontology annotation, molecular function: serine-type endopeptidase inhibitor activity.